Messenger RNA from Ochotona curzoniae (black-lipped pika), 2286 nucleotides. It is a transcript of the gene CCN3, whose product is annotated as cellular communication network factor 3. Gene Ontology annotation, biological process: signal transduction; cell adhesion. The transcript has 5 exons. Gene Ontology annotation, cellular component: extracellular matrix; extracellular region. Lineage: Eukaryota; Metazoa; Chordata; Mammalia; Lagomorpha; Ochotonidae. Gene Ontology annotation, molecular function: integrin binding; heparin binding. The record is from RefSeq and is a predicted model, not a curated record. The coding region runs from base 1 to 1071 and encodes 356 amino acids.
AUGCCGAGUGCGCAGAACCUUAGCCUCUGUCUGCAAAAGCAGUGUCUUUGGCUGGCCUUCCUGCUCCUCCAUUUCUUGGGACAGGUGGCUGCGGCUCAGCGAUGUCCGUCUCCGUGUCCACACCAGUGUCCUUCCACACCUCCAACCUGCGCCCCUGGGGUGCGCGCGGUGCUUGACGGCUGCUCCUGCUGCCUCGUGUGCGCGCGUCAGCGCGGUGAGAGCUGCUCGGAGCUGCAACCCUGCGACCAGAGCAGUGGUCUCUACUGUGACCGCAGCGCAGACCCCAGCAACCAGACAGGCAUCUGCAUGGUGCUAGAAGGAGAUAACUGUGUGUUCGAUGGAGUCAUUUAUCGCAGUGGAGAGAAGUUCCAGCCAAACUGCCAAUACCUCUGCACCUGCAGAGAUGGGCAGAUUGGCUGUGUACCCCGCUGUCAGCUCGAUGUGCUACUGCCACAUCCUGACUGCCCAGCUCCAAGGAAAGUUGCAGUGCCUGGGGAGUGCUGUGAAAAGUGGACGUGUGAUCCAGAUGAAAAGAGAACAUUGGGAGGCAUUACCCUUCCAGCCUACAGACCUGAAGCUACCCUGGGAAUUGAAGUUCCUGAUUCAAGUGUCAACUGCAUUGAACAGACCACCGAGUGGAGUGCAUGUUCCAAGACAUGUGGCAUGGGUUUUUCCACCCGGGUCACCAACCGGAAUCGUCAGUGUGAGAUGGUGAAGCAGACUCGGCUCUGCAUGGUGCGACCCUGUGAGCAAGAGCUGGAGCAACCAACAGACAAGAAAGGAAAAAGGUGUCUUCGCACCAGGAAAUCACUCACAGCCAUGCACCUGCAGUUCAAGAACUGCACCAGCCUACACACCUACAAGCCCAGAUUCUGUGGGGUCUGCAGUGAUGGACGAUGCUGCACGCCUCACAACACUAAAACUAUUCAGGUGGAGUUCCAGUGCUCCCAAGGGCAGAUCAAGAGACCCGUGAUGGUCAUUGGGACCUGUACCUGUCACACCAACUGUCCUCAGAACAAUGAGGCUGUCCUCCAGGUUCAGGAGCCUGAGACUAGCAGAGAAGAAAUGUAACACAUCCCUGAAGAAGCACAGUCACAGAAGCAAACUGUAGCUACUGCAUCAACACCAAGAAAUGAAUAUAAGAAAAAUAAUGACUCAUCCUUAUUUCAUCUUUGACUCCUAGGUAUUUUUCUGUGACCAUAUGAGUAAUUUAUAGCUUCUUUUUUUUUUAAGCAGAUAUUCCAACUAUAAGCUUGGAAUCAAACUAAGCUCAGGAGAUGGCUUAGAGAUGACUUAAUUUCCUAUGGUGUUUAUUACAAAUGCAAAUUUUCUAAAUUUAGGACGUAAGAUAAAUGCUUUACUUUGUAGAUUGGACCACAUUGCACUCAUCUUAAUUUGUUGUGCAUAGUGCAAUUCCAAGAAAACAUCCCUGUAAUGAAUGACAUGGAGAAACUUGAGUCAUAACAAAUCUAUCUUCAUAGAAGCAUUUCAUCAUUUAUUGGGGUUUGAAUUAUGAGUUCUUUAUUGGGCUCCCUUCUUAGGGUAAGACAACUCUGAACUUCCCAGCCCAAGAUCCAAGGAAACACAUAACUCUUCAACAGGAACUCCAGAGGCAAUUCGUUUUCUGUUUAGUUGUAUACUAAGAAACAUGCUGUACCUACAAUAAUGAAAUGUUUGUUAAGGGUGGAUUGGUAUCAAACUUGCUCCACUUCAGGCUAACUGACUCCUUUCCAAUAGAAAGAAGCAGAACAGAAAACUCCCAAUACUGCAGUGACUGGGCCCUCGUGGGCCUCAGACAUCUGGAUGCUGGAGUCCGCUGAGGCUCACUAGUGUUUAACUCAGCAGAAGCAAGAAUAGAGGAGCGGGGACCGUGUCAUCAGUAAAUAAACUGAGCAGACUAAGAUGAUAAGUCAAGGCCUAAAGCAAUGAUUGCAACCGCAAAUGUUUUUCAAAUGUACAAUAGUACAAUUUUAAUAAAGAACAAAAUCAACAUGACUGUGGUGCGAUAGGCUACACAUUUAUGAGAGUUUAGAAUUAUUAUGUACAUGUCCCAAAGUUAUCCUUAGGCUAUAAUUAUGGAUACCCAUAAGUAAGAAAUAUGCAUAUACACAAAUGAAUCUAAUUGGCCAGAUUAAAAAACAGGUUGUGGAAUUCAAGGUAGAUAUUCUUCUAAUGUCACCAAGAGGAUUUCCACUUUUUAAAAGUAUUUAUAAAAAUGUAAAUUAUACAAUAUGUAAAAUAUUCUUUUUAAUUUCAACAUGUCAAACAUGACUAAAUAAACAUGUU